Entrophospora sp. SA101 is the source of this 1824-nucleotide messenger RNA. NCBI's taxonomy places the organism in Eukaryota, Fungi, Glomeromycota, Glomeromycetes, Entrophosporales, Entrophosporaceae. The record is from the annotation of a GenBank genome assembly.
AUGAAUUCUAACAAAACAGAAUCUUCUAGCUCAAGACAAGAAGAAUUGGACAGCAAUUAUGAAAUCAUUAAUCAUUUCCAAGGUAAUUACAAAGAUCCUAAUAAUAGUAGUACUGAAUACUUGCCAAUUAAUAAUUUGUCUGACUUAUCAAGCUACGACUCAUACUCGACACAUUCAUCAACACCGACAGAUUCUAGUGGAUUGUUAUCAUCAUCGUUUAUAGGUCAUGACGAAGGAAAAACUUGGAUAGAUCAACAAGUAUAUGGAAAUCGUGAACAGAUCUCUCUUUCAUCAUUUCAUGUUGCAUAUCUCGGUGAGAGUGUAGAUAAACAUUGUAAAGACAAUAUUUUCUCAAAACUAUCAGAAAAACGUCAUAUCCUAUAUCCACAAGGAAAUGAUUAUCACAUCGAUACUAAAGUCUCACUAUGCGUACUUGACCUUACCAACAAACCUUUAUCAGAUGCCAAAGAUAAUUUACUCAAAAAUUAUUUAAAGGUCAAAUCUGGCGAUGGCAAUGACCGGAAACGAAAGAUGAAAUCUACUACUACUUGUAAGAGAAUUAAUCGUCGUUGGAUUGAUCUAUGUGUAAUCUUUUUACCAUCAAAGUUUUCAAAAAUACCUUCUGUACAUAUUCCAAUUAUGCUAGAGCUACACAAAUAUGUGACUUUAUUUCCCGUUAUCUGUUCAGUCGAUCCAGAAACUGGUCUAGAGUGUGUAGUGGAAGGAAAUCGUAAAAAACUAUUGAAAUAUUUUCUAUAUAAAAAAAUCGGACUCUUUAUAUGGAAUGAUGAUAUUGUGAAUGAUGAAGAUUUAGCCAGUGACGUUUCUACAACACAAGUAAUGCUUGACAAAGAGUUCUCAAAAUUGGAUGAUGAAUGUGUUUAUUAUAAUAUGCAAAUCCUAAGAUCUCAGGCAAUCAAAUUAAAACAAAAGUACCAAUCAAAAAAUGACUCGGCGAAUCGUGAGGGUUUCCUUAAAACAAAAGAAAAGUUUAUUAUUAAAGCAACUGUAGUUAUGUUUAUAGCUUAUUUUACACUUUUUAUUUUGACAAGUCUUUCUCAGUUGAACUUUGAAUCGGACAACAAUAGUAUUGAGAACAAUGAUACUUCUGUUGAUAAAUUAUAUGAUUUGGUUUUUGGUAAACAAUAUUUUGGUCAUAAUCAUAAUAAUAAUCAUGUUUCUUAUAGAGGAUCUUCAGAAUAUGUUGAAGUUUGGCAAAUGUCAAAUAAUAGAUUUUUAUUUGAUAUUAUAAAUGCAAAUUAUGCUAAUUACGAAGGAUUUGAGGUUAUUUUGCAUUAUGGUAAUGAGACAUCGAUCAAGAAAAAUGUCUAUAUGAUUGAUGAGAAUCAAUAUUACUUCGACCUUGAUUAUAAGGAAAUUGUUGGGAUUAAUGAAGAUUUAUUGAUUGAAAUCAUCGAUAAAAAUGGUACCAUCAUGAAGGCAUUCAGUUAUUUUCCAAUAAAUAUAGCUCACGAAGAAGAGAAAGAAGUGUUCACAACCAAUGAUAAUUAUGAAGAUUAUGGCGAAUUUUUGAAAAAUGAAUAUUUUGGAUUUAUUGACAAAGAUGGUAGUGACAGUCUUGCUAUUGAUACAAUUUAUAAACGAAUGAAUCAGGUCGUGAAUCGAGCAGUUGAGGAAUAUCACGUAGUGGCGAAACAUGUUAAAGAAAUUGUUAACAAGAUUGCUGAGGUAUCUCAAGAAACUUUUAAUUAUGUUUUUGAAGCAAUUUCUCACUGGUUACCAAUCAUUUAUGAAAAUGUUAAAAGUUUUGUGGAGGUGGAUGAGAAAAUAGAUGACGAUAAAGCAAUCAUUCAUGAAAAUUAG